UUACAGACGCCUGAAAUCUCUCAAACAUCUUGGUUUUUAACGCUAAUCUUUUGAACCUUAUAUUGUAUUAAAAACAAAAAUCACGCAUUUAUACAGUACACAAUAAAUAGUCCGACCAUUAUCGACGAAACUGCUAUUUUUGGACAUCAUUUGGAGGAGUAUUUGGUUGAUAUAGUGUCACAUGUGAAAGAAAACCAUCUGGUAAAGUGAAGGUUUUAAAGUAAAACACUGGCUCAACAUGUCAGCUGAAGGAGGUUUUUUAAUGUGAAGGUCCAAGCAUGAACGAAGAAGAAGAAGACGUGGAUGCACUGGGUGAACAGCUGUACAGUCUAAUUUACCCCAAACACACAGAUAAUGCUGGGAAACUCACAGGGAUGCUGCUGGAGCUGCCUGUACCUGUGCUGAUGCAGAUGCUGCAGGACGAGGCCGUGCUGAGCUCAGCUCUGGAGAAAGCUGUGACAGCCCUGCAGCUGGCACACGACGGCAGUGAAGGAUCAUGUAAGGAUGAAGAUGAGGUGUCUGCGUCCUCUGACUCUCUCGGGGAGCAGCUGUUUGAUCUGGUAGACGUUUACAACACUGGCCAUUCACAGAAAAUCACAGGAAUGCUUCUGGAGCAGCACAAAGAUGCAGUUUUACAUCUUCUUUCAGACCCCAAACACCUGGAGGAGCAGGUGAAUCUUGCUCUCAAGACACUAAAGGAACAGAAUGUGGAGGAGGUGGACGUCAGCGACUCGUCAGAGCUAAUGAUGCAGACCGGCUGGGAGAAAAGCUCUUCUCCUGGUGGAAGAGAUGGAUCCAGUUAAUGCAAAUGAUAUUACAGGUAUGCUCUUGGAGAUGGACCCAGCUGUUCUCCAACAGCUGCUCAGUGACCGCACAAUGCUGGAGGCUGCUGUUCAGAAAGCACAAAAAGCACUGGAUCCCCAGAGCUGAGCCUUCUCAAGUCCAACAAAACAAUACAUUUGUUAAUAAGUAACUUUUAUACCCAGAUUUUGUCGGGCAGGUAAAAUCCUCUGUUGGUUUUAAGUGACUGUGGAGUGGACUGCUUAAAAAGUUUGACUGGAUGGACAGAAGAUAACGUACAAGUCUGAAAGGCCUCAUUUCAUCAAAAAACAACUUUGCGUUUUAUUUAUUUUUCAGAUUGACCAAAUGUGUGUCAUUGGUUAAUGGGGAAAAGACUUUCCAUCAGUGCUCCUUCUUGCAUCAGAGCCAAACUUCCAGUCCAAGAGAUUGAACCCAUCGCUCCUUGAUGGACUUGUUUACAUUAAUAAAGUAUAAGCUAUACAAAUGAGAGCAUUUCCUUAAGACUCUAAAUUAAGUAUUGAUUUAAGGACUGCCAACUAACGUGCUUUUUUUAGUUUUGCUUUUUUACUGUAGCCCCAAUGGUUCAGCUGUGUUUACAAUCAGAACAUUCUGUAUAAGACAAGCAGUUUAUGCAGUCAGAUGAAAAGAAAGUAUACCGUCUUUCUAAUGUUGUACAUAUUAAUACAGUUCAAAUCAUGGGAUCCCUACCAAGUCAGAAGUAUUGGGUUAAAGCCAAUGAAUAAGUCAUGUAAAUAAUUCAUACCAGGUUGUACCACCUUUUCUUUCAGAACUACUUUAAGUCUUCAUGGCAAAGAUUCAACAAGGUGUUGCAAAAACCUCUCAUAGAUUCUAGUCCAGGGGUCGGCAACCCAAAAUGUUGAAAGAGCAAUAUUGGACCAAAAACACAAAAAUCAAAUAUGUCUGCAGCCGCAAAAAAUGAAAAGUCUUGUAUAACUUAGAAUGAAGGCAAAUGCCGAAAGGCGAAAUGUUGAGAAAAAAGUCGAAAUGUCGAGAAAAUAGUAAAAAUGUCGAGAAAAAAGUUGAAAUGUUGAGAAAAAAUUCGACAUUUUGAGAAAAAAGUCGACAUGUCGAGAAAAAAGUCAAAAUUUCGAGAAAAAAGUCGAAAUGUCGAGAAAAAAGUCGAAAUGUCGAGAAAAAAGUCAAAAUUUCGAGAAAAAAGUUGAAUUGUCGAGAAAAAAGUCAAAAUUUCGAGAAAAAAGUCGAAAUGUCGAGAAAAAAGUCGACAUGUCGAGAAAAAAGUCGAAAUGUUGAGGAAAAAAGUCAAAUUUUCGAGAAAAAAGUUGAAUUGUCGAGAAAAAAGUCAAAAUUUCGAGAAAAAAGUCGAAAUGUCGAGAAAAAAGUCAAAAUUUCGAGAAAAAAGUCGAAAUUUCGAGAAAAAAGUCAAAAUUUCGAGAAAAAAGUCGAAAUGUUGAGA
Cololabis saira (Pacific saury) is the source of this 2236-nucleotide messenger RNA. RefSeq lists its product as uncharacterized. The transcript is spliced from 6 exons. Gene Ontology annotation, biological process: DNA damage response; protein polyubiquitination; regulation of double-strand break repair. Lineage: Eukaryota; Metazoa; Chordata; Actinopteri; Beloniformes; Belonidae. Bases 279 to 803 code for a protein of 174 amino acids. The record is from RefSeq and is a predicted model, not a curated record. Gene Ontology annotation, cellular component: nucleus. Gene Ontology annotation, molecular function: RNA binding.